This is a messenger RNA of Dovyalis caffra, 1593 nucleotides long. NCBI's taxonomy places the organism in Eukaryota, Viridiplantae, Streptophyta, Magnoliopsida, Malpighiales, Salicaceae. The record is from the annotation of a GenBank genome assembly.
AUGGCAGCAGCCCCACCAGCAGUGGCAGUGAACGGAGGAGGAAUGGCAGCAGCAAAGCUGGCAUCUCAGGCUUAUUUAGAGAGCAAAGCAGUUAAAGACACAAGGGUUUUAAUAGCUGAUCUUUGCAAACAAUUUUACACCCUUGGAUGGGUUUCUGGAACUGGUGGUAGCAUCACCAUCAAGGCCCAUGAUGACUCUAUCCCUAAGCGCCAACAGCUUAUCCUUAUGUCCCCUUCUGGAGUGCAGAAGGAGAGAAUGGAACCAGAGGACAUGUAUAUCUUAGCCACAAAUGGCUCUUUAUUGUCUUCGCCAUCUCCGAAACCUUACCCACACAAGCCUCCCAAAUGUUCUGACUGUGCUCCUCUUUUCUUGAAGGCAUAUGACAUGCGCAAUGCAGGGGCUGUCAUUCACAGUCAUGGGAUAGAAUCUUGUCUUGUAACAAUGAUCAAUCCGUUAUCAAAAGAGUUCCGUGUCACUCAUAUGGAGAUGAUAAAAGGAAUUCAAGGGCAUGGCUACUAUGAUGAACUUGUUGUCCCAAUAAUAGAGAACACAGCCUAUGAAAAUGAGCUUACAGAUUCUCUUGCUAAAGCUAUUGAAGCAUACCCAAAAACAACAGCUGUGCUUGUUCGCAACCAUGGUAUAUAUAUAUGGGGAGACUCAUGGAUCAGCGCCAAAACCCAGGCUGAAUGUUAUCACUAUCUGUUUGAUGCUGCUAUCAAACUUCAUCAAAUGGGCCUAGAUUGGUCUACUCCAAACCAUGGCCCAAUUCAAAAUGUCAAAGGAGCUCUUGGCUGUAAUAGAAACAUAAAAGCGGUGGUUCAGGCAGGCACAAACAAGUCAAAUAAUGGAAUCGAACUGUUGCCACGUUGCAUUGUUCUUGACAUUGAGGGAACUACUACUCCAAUAACAUUUGUUGCUGAUGUUCUGUUUCCAUAUGCCCGUGAUAAUGUUGGGAGGCAUCUGUCUGCAACAUACGAGACUGCAGAAACUCAAGAUGAUAUAAAGUUGUUGCGCUUGCAAGUUGAAGAUGACUUGGCACAAGGUGUUGGUGGUGCUAUUCCUAUUCCAACAGAUGAUGCUGGGAAAGAGGAGGUAAUUGCAGCUUUGGUUGCUAACGUGGAAGCAAUGAUAAAAGCAGAUCGAAAGAUCACUGCAUUAAAACAAUUGCAAGGUCAUAUUUGGAGAACUGGGUAUGAGAAUAAUGAACUGGAAGGAGUAGUGUAUGAUGAUGUUCCAGAAGCAUUGGAGAAGUGGCAUGCUUUGGGCAUAAAGGUGUAUAUAUAUUCUAGUGGAAGCAGGUUGGCACAAAGACUUAUAUUUGGAAAGACGAACUAUGGAGACUUGAGAAAAUAUUUGUCUGGAUUCUUUGACACCACAGUGGGAAAUAAAAAAGAAACACGCAGUUAUAUUGAAAUCUCAGAGUCAGUUGGAGUUGAUAAACCAUCUGACAUUUUAUUUGUGACAGAUGUCUUUCAAGAAGCCGUGGCUGCAAAAGCAGCAGGUUUGGAGGUGAUGAUUUCUAUCCGGCCAGGAAAUGCUCCUCUUCCAGAGAAUCAUGGUUUCAAGACAAUCACCUCUUUCUCUGAAACCUAA